UUUUUUAAUUUGUUUUCCUCUCUCAUAAAAAUUCAAUCUUUUCCCAAAAGGGGUCUUUUUUUACAAAUACAAGACUCCUUUCUUUCCCCCUCAAACUCUAUAAAAAUCCAAUCUUUUUCCAAAAAGGGUAUUUUACAAAUUCAAGACUCCUUUCUUUUCCCUUAAACUCUAUAAAAAUCCAAGCUUUUCACAAUUUUUUCCCAAAAGGGGUAUUUUUUUACAAGUUCAAGACUCCUGUUUUUUUUUUGUUUUUUUUUUUUAUAUCAUGGAGAAUAUAGAAGAAGGAUUGUUAUUGAAAGAAAGAGAAUUAGUAAAAUUGAGAUGGGAAGUAAUUUGGGAGGAAGUGAAGGAAGUUGGUUAUUUGGCUGGACCAAUGAUAGCUGUGACACUUUCAAUGUAUUUGUUGCAAGUUAUAUCAAUGAUGAUGGUUGGUCAUUUGGGUGAACUUUCUCUCUCAAGUACUGCCAUUGCUCUUUCUCUUGCUGGAGUCACUGGUUUCAGCUUUCUUAAUAUAGAAGAAGGAUUGUUAUUGAAAGAAAGAGAAAAUCAUAAGGGUGGUGUUGAAUUGAGAUGGGAAGUAAUUUGGGAGGAAGCAAAAGAAGUUGGUUAUUUGGCUGGUCCAAUGAUAGCUGUGACACUUUCAAUGUAUUUGUUGCAAGUUAUAUCAUUAAUGAUGGUUGGUCAUUUGGGUGAACUUUCUCUCUCAAGUACUGCCCUUGCUCUUUCUCUUGCUGCAGUCACUGGUUUCAGCUUUCUUUUAGGAAUGGCCAGUGCACUAGAAACUCUUUGCGGACAGGCUUUCGGAGCUAAGCAAUACCAAAGACUUGGUACUCAAACAUAUACAGCCAUUUUGUCUCUCUUCAUUGUUUGCAUUCCUCUCACGGUCUUAUGGAUACAUAUGGGAAAAUUGCUUACAUUCAUCGGGCAAGAUCCUCAGAUUUCUCACGAAGCCGGAAAGUUCAUUAAGUGGCUUAUUCCUGCUCUCUUUGCUUAUGCGAAUCUUCAGGCACUUGUUCGGUACUUUCAGAUGCAAACUAUGAUUGCUCCAAUGCUCAUAAGCUCUUGCAUUACGAUAUGCUUCCACAUACCGUUGUCUUGGGUGCUAGUGUUUUACUCUGGCUUAGGUAAUAUUGGUGCGGCGGUGGCUAUUGGUAUAUCGAUGUGGUUGAAUGUGAUAAUCCUUGCUUCGUACAUGAGGUUGAAUUCUGCUUGUGCAAAAACCCGUGCACCAAUGUCAUGGGAGAUAGUCACAGGAAUGGGAGAGUUUUUUCGAUUUGCUAUCCCUUCUGCCAUCAUGAUUUGUCUUGAAUGGUGGUCGUUUGAGCUGCUUAUCUUGCUAUCCGGGCUAUUGCCGAAUCCCCAACUUGAAACUUCAGUGCUAUCCAUAUGCCUGAACACCAUUUCAACCCUUUAUGCAAUUCCAUUUGGUCUCUCUGGUGCUGUAAGCACUCGAGUUUCUAAUCAAUUAGGAGCUGGAAAUCCCCAAGGAGCUCGUGUAUCCGUGGUUUCUGUAAUGCUCAUAGCAGCCACAGAGACAAUAUUAGUAAGCACAACUCUAUUUGCCUGUCGAAACGUAUUUGGCUACAUUUUCAGCAAUGAGAAGGAAGUCGUGGACUAUGUCGCAAGCAUGGCUCCUCUUCUCUGUCUAUCGGUCAUAACUGACAGCUUGCAAGGAACCCUUUCAGGUGUCGCGAGGGGAUGUGGCUGGCAGCAUAUUGGAGCCUAUGUCAAUCUUGCUUCAUUUUACCUAUGUGGAAUUCCUAUUGCUGCUUCAUUGGCUUUUUGGCUCAAUUUUCGGGGGAAAGGCUUGUGGAUCGGCGUACUUUCUGGUGCAGCUCUGCAGACUAUUCUACUCUCUGUGAUCACUUGCUGCACAAAUUGGAAAAAACAAGCUGCAAUGGCAAGGGAGAGGCUUCUUGCUGAUGAAAAAUUAUCUAAUGAUAACAGGCUGAUGUAAUUGAGAGGCCUAUAGAUGAAUUCAGCUACACACUAUUGGAAGUCUUGAAGGAGUUACAGAAGGUUGAACUAAAAGAAAGAAGAGAGGUUCCAAUUUAGUGGAAAUUUUACCGGUUGUCACCUUUUUUCGGGGACAGAUGUUUAGUAAAUGACACUCUUUUUAUUUCUUUUGCAACUUGUGACGGUAAACUGAACGAUCCGUAGGAAUAUACUUUUUAUGCAAUUGAACACUAAUGAGAUAUAUUAUUAGAGAUUCAAUCAGAAA
Molecule: messenger RNA, 2221 nt
Organism: Lycium barbarum (goji berry)
Lineage: Eukaryota; Viridiplantae; Streptophyta; Magnoliopsida; Solanales; Solanaceae
Product: protein DETOXIFICATION 14-like
Exons: 7
Coding region: 266-1957 (563 amino acids)
Biological process (GO): xenobiotic detoxification by transmembrane export across the plasma membrane
Cellular component (GO): membrane
Molecular function (GO): xenobiotic transmembrane transporter activity; antiporter activity
Source: RefSeq, a predicted model, not a curated record